This is a messenger RNA of Durusdinium trenchii, 324 nucleotides long. Lineage: Eukaryota; Dinophyceae; Suessiales; Symbiodiniaceae. The record is from the annotation of a GenBank genome assembly.
AUGUUGGCUGUGGCUUGUGGUACGUUGAGUUCAGCUUGCCGGUGUUUUGCCUGGGAAUCGGCUCAGAUGUGGACUUUGGAAGUGUUCCCCACGCAGAUACGAGCUACGGCUUUCAGUGUGGCAAUGGCAGUCAUGCGCUUUGCAUCCAUUUUGUCACUGAAAUUGUCUGCGCAAUACGUUGAAGUUUUGAGUGCAGCAAAUGCCUUACGCACUCUCGCUGCGCUGCUCAUCUUGAGCGGUUUUUUUAGCACGUGCCUGCUGCCCAAAGAGACGGCAAACGUGCCCAUGACGGAAGCAAGUACAGAUGAAGGGAAGGCCUUUUAA